Arachis stenosperma is the source of this 561-nucleotide messenger RNA. RefSeq lists its product as uncharacterized. Lineage: Eukaryota; Viridiplantae; Streptophyta; Magnoliopsida; Fabales; Fabaceae. The record is from RefSeq and is a predicted model, not a curated record. The transcript has a single exon. Bases 1 to 561 code for a protein of 186 amino acids.
AUGCCGAAGAACUUUGUGUUGUCUACUGCACUCAAGUCAUAUGAAGGAUUCGGAGAUCCUCGCGUCCAUAUUAAGAAAUUUCAAUCCAUGAUGUUCUUUAAUGGUGCCUUUGACCCUAUACUCGGUCGAUCUUUUCCAACUUUUUUAGAUGGUGCUGCUUUACUUGGGUUUUCUAAGAUACCUGCAGGUUCAAUCUCUUGCUUCGAAGAAUUGGCAAGGUCUUUCAUCGACUACUUCGCAGCUUCACAAAUAUAUGUGCACGGGUCUGAUUACCUCAGUAGUAUCAAGCAAGGUCCACAUGAAAGCUUGAAAGACUACAUGACGCAGUUCGCCAAAGCAACUAUAGAGAUCCCCAACCUCAACCCUGAGGUACACCUAUACGCACUAAAGAGCGGCCUCUGCCCAGAAAAGUUCCAGGAGACUAUAGCUAUUACCAAGCCAAAAAUGCUAACAAAAUUCCAAGAAAAAACUGUGACCCAAAUGAAAAUUGAAGAACUCCGUGAAGCUCGGCGAAUAGAGAAACGACAGCCUCAUGAUGCCAGGACAUCUUGGCUAGUUUGA